CUUCUCUUUCAGCUCGUGCUUUGUUUACGCCGCAUGUUUUCCUCAGCAGGUUGUGGCACGGCCGGACCGGCAGUGAGGCUCUCGGGAGGGGACUGUUGAAUUCGACAGCUCACAGAGAGAAAGGGGAAUCGGUGCCUGAGGAGAAGAGGUUCUGGGCCAGCGGCGACUACUACAAGCACCUGAGGAAACAAAGGAAAGGAUUUCGAUCUGCCCGGAGAACCCUGAACCCAUCUUCUUUCCAUUGCAUUGGUAUUACUUCGACUGGGAUUCUACUGCUGUAGAAGUAGUGCAGCCUUUUGAAUGUUUCGGACAGCUCAGAACAUGUCAACGAAUGACACGGUUGACCACUGCAAAGCACCCAACCAAAUCACAUACGAAACCCUCUCCUGGCUGAUUGUUGGAGAGUUCGUGCUGGGGCUGCCUCUCAACCUGUCGGUCCUCUACAUAUUCAUCUUCAGGUUCAAGUUCUGGAGGAACAAAAGCGUCUUCCUCUUCAACAUCGUGGUGGCCGACUUCUUGCUGGUUGCCUGUCUUCCUGCCAAGGCUUACCACUACCAUCACGGCCAAAGGCGCAGCUCAAACAAAUGGGAGUGCAAGACCAUGCACUUCAUGCUGUUUCUCAACCGCGGCGCCAGCAUCGCCUUCCUCAUCACCCUCUCCAUCGAACGCUACUUCAACGUGGUGCAUCUCGGGAGGAGGAAUAUCGUCAAAGUACUGAAGAAGUCCCCUCAGGUGUCGAUCCUCAUCUGGCUCGUCUUGCUGCCCCUCACCAUCCCCACGAUGGUCAAGACCUUCGAGUGCUGCAACAGUCACGGCCGCAGAUACGAAACCGCUUAUCACGAUGUGACGGACACAUUCAGAGAGGUCGUGUACUUCGGCCAGAUCAUCGUGCCCUUCGUCGUGCUGGUCUACUGCACGGUGCGCAUCGUCAACCGGCUGAGGAGGAAGACGGUGGGGGAGAAGACCAAGCUGAGGAGGGCCGUGUGGGUGGUCAUGUCGGUCGUGGUCGUCUUCUCGGUCUGCUUCCUGCCCAGCACCCUGGCCCGAGCGGUGCUGCUGAGCGUGCGGCUAAAAGAGGAGUGGCAGGGCGCGGAGGACCACGUGGUCCAGGUCUACGACAGCCUCAUGGUGCUGUCGUACAUCGACUGCCUGCUGGACCCGCUGGUGUACUGCUUCUGCAACUCGGGGUUUAAGGACGCCUACGUAUGCACCUUCUGUCCCGCGUUCCUCCGCAAGAGACUGCUGAAAACCAACGUCGGCUUGGGGACGACAACAACAACAACAACUACUACUUGUGGAAAUAGGGAUCUUUCUUUGCCGAUAUCAGCCAAAUGAUAUUUUCUUUCUGUCUUUGACCGCUUUUAACGCCACAGAUAGCUUAACCACUGAUAUGUUUGUUUCAGCGUCUGUGUGCAUGACCACAUUAAACCAGGCCGUGUAGAUCUUUAUUUCUCAAAACAGGUCACAAAUUAUGUAAAAGAAAAAACACUAGUAACACUAGUAAAAUUUCAAACCCGACUGCACUGAAGAGACCUAGAAGGUUUGUUUAAACUUUCCUCAUUCAGGAUUUGCAUCAAUUUCUGAUGUUGAUCAUCAAAUUGAAAUAUUUGUAUGAGGAUGAAUUGCCGACUGAAGAUUGUUGUAUACUACUGCUGUAAAUAAACAGAACACAUGUCUACAUUACCACGAGAUGGAGGCCAUCAUAUAUACACUGUGAGCAACAACGUGUGUUUACUGCGUGUUUACUGUGUACUGAGUUAUCCACCUUGUACCCUCCUACAUCAUUCAGACUGCAGUUCCAACCCAUUUUCAGGAAGCUGCAACACUUUGUUCAGAAUUGUCUGACAGAUGACAUAGUCUGGUCAAAAAGGGAACAUUGUUUGUCGAUCCACUUCCUAACUCACGGUACUUUUUAGGCAUUACAGGUGGAGCAAGAGCAGAGAUUGUCAAGUCGGGCCAGCAAGUUUAAAGCAGAGAUAACACACACACACACACACAGCAGCAGAGAAACGACAAAAGAGCAACAACAGUCAGAUAGUUAACAGCUAGUAGAACGUUUACACUGUCAAGUCUGUAAAUACCAAUACGAUAAACCUGUAUAUUUUGUUACAUUUGUUUGUGCUAUAAAACUUAUCUUUUAUGUAUUUGUGGGAGGGUUGAAGGCAGCAUUUCGGCUGGCUCCUCUCCAACCAAACGGCCAAUUGGUGGCAGGCCUUAAAAAGCACCUGCCCAUGGCCUCAGUCACCUUUGGUUUGGUGCUGUACAGGUAUGUUUGGUCUUAAAUUCUUUAUACUUACACAAAGGGCACCUCUUGUUUUGUGCUGUACAGAGAACCUGCUGCUGUUUUGCUAUUGUAGUCCUGUGUUUUCAGGUUCAGGUUACUUCCUGUUGUUUUCCUCAGUCGUUUUUGCUGUGUCCACUUGCCUGUUUUUUUUUUAUAAAUCUUAACCCCGUUUUUAGUGAUUUGUCCUUACUUUGGUUUCAUUGUCUGUGAAUAAAACUUUUUUUCUUAAUCACUAUAAACGUCUCUGCCUAAAUCCACAGUGACUUAUUUGCGUGUCUUUGAGUAUUUAGAUCUGCGUUGUUGGUUUCUUCCCCUAAAGCUCCGUCACAUAUUGAAAUUUAAAUAUUAUAGCAAUAAGAUACAAAAUACGCUCAGGCCAGCUGCCAUC
This is a messenger RNA of Pungitius pungitius (ninespine stickleback), 2672 nucleotides long. Its product is annotated as 12-(S)-hydroxy-5,8,10,14-eicosatetraenoic acid receptor-like. The record is from RefSeq and is a predicted model, not a curated record. Gene Ontology annotation, biological process: G protein-coupled receptor signaling pathway. Gene Ontology annotation, molecular function: G protein-coupled receptor activity. The coding region runs from base 301 to 1335 and encodes 344 amino acids. The transcript has 3 exons. Lineage: Eukaryota; Metazoa; Chordata; Actinopteri; Perciformes; Gasterosteidae. Gene Ontology annotation, cellular component: membrane.